AUGGUACUUCCGAACAGGGUGGUUGAACUCAACAUCCCUGAAUUCGCCGUGCGUCCUGGUGACUGCACCUUUGCGUGGACAUCAAUUGUCAAUAACAAGGCCCCGUUGGUUAGCCAGGUAUGCUGGGAGGCUCAUGGUGUUGCUUUGAAGCACUGCACUCGUAAGUCUGAUAAGCAGCGAGCAAAGGACCUCGGCCUCAAACUUCCUCAUCAGACUUCAGAUGCCGGUCCGAUGCCGGUCUCUUUGGUCUGGUCCUCCAAUAAUCACCCACUGGUGAAGCCAGAUAAGGGUCAUCUAUGGUUCAACGCGGCGCGUGACACUAUUAUUCUCUAUCACAGCCCUUACUGGGAGAGAAGAUCGGCCUGGUUUGCUCUCCAGUCCCGUAUAGCACUAUAUGGGUACCUUGCCGCCGAUCGCGCCGUUUACGCUUCCAUGUGGAACCCCUGGCCAAGAUGCAUGCGGCAUUUUAACCACCACGUGUUGGCUAGUGCUCCCGCUGUUCCCUGGGCUGACCCGAUCUUCGUCUUGAGGAUUGUGGCCAUCCACGCCACUGAGGAAGAAGCAAGGGUCUCUGGUCUAUUCGGGUUUUCAGGCGACGAGCAUAUCCAGCUUAUCGAUCCCCGGGAUAUCAACCUCCUCAUGGAGUUCUUCUUGCUGACGAGAGCUACGUUCCACGAACAGGGUCCGAGUACCGUUGCUUUCUUCGAAGGGUUGCGAGCAAACGUAGGAAAGUGGGAGUCGCAAGUCAUGGCAUGGAGGAGAGAUGCCAUGACACGCGAGUUGUGGCUACUAUGGAUAAAGGAAUACCACCAACAUUUCUCCGGGAUCGACCACCCGGAGGAUGUGUUCUCAGGUCCGAGGAGCCGCCAUGGCGUCGACCUGGAUAUGAGAGAUCCAGCCUCGUACCGAUCCCCGUUGACUCAUGGCCCUAUUGAUCUCGAACAAUACGGCCCCAACGAGAACCAUCCUUGGGUUGCCGAUGCCUUGGCGAAUCUGCCCACAUUUCGCCACCGGAUACAAUUCCGGCACUGCGCUCUUCGCUGCAUUUUAGCACCCACGUGGUUGACAGAGGCUUAA
This is a messenger RNA of Penicillium atrosanguineum, 1077 nucleotides long. RefSeq lists its product as uncharacterized. The transcript has a single exon. NCBI's taxonomy places the organism in Eukaryota, Fungi, Ascomycota, Eurotiomycetes, Eurotiales, Aspergillaceae. Bases 1 to 1077 code for a protein of 358 amino acids. The record is from RefSeq and is a predicted model, not a curated record.